AUGGCUCGGACGAGAAGUUGUAAAGUAAGAAAUGGAACUAAGGAUUUACUCAACAGCGUAGCUAAUGCUCCACUACUAGGACGCCCGAAGCAAGGCAAAGAAACUCCUUCAACGAUGAGGACAAAGCUUCAACCUGCCCCUACAACGCAGCAAUCUGCAGAUCAGAAUAGAAAGCCACUAAAUCAAAUUGCAUUACGUGAGAGACGGCCAUCGUUUAAUGAGCAUAAGAAAGUUGAGGGAGGGAAACGACCAAUUUUCAUACAGAAAUCACUAUCAGAAGAAAGUGAUAAAAAAGCGAGCAGCGAAGAGGCCGAAAAUACCGCUGAGUGGCCAUCUCCGAAAGUCCCGCUGGCGUUCGCAAUAAUGGCCGGAGAAGUUUCGGUGGAGUUUCCAGAUCCCGAUGAAAGUGCUAAUGUGAAAGCAGUGCUCACCGAUUCAGAAUCAGAUUCGGAUUCGGAUUCAGACUCCGACUGA
Messenger RNA from Cylicostephanus goldi, 474 nucleotides. Lineage: Eukaryota; Metazoa; Nematoda; Chromadorea; Rhabditida; Strongylidae. The record is from the annotation of a GenBank genome assembly.